UCCUGUUGAGGAUGGGACAAGUUUCAGAGCCAUGUUUAACGACAACGCCGAUGUCACCGUGAUCGCGGCAUUGGCUGCGUUUGCCAACGUACAGAACUUCGAUUAUCUAGAGCUCAGAGACGGCGUGCGCUGCUGCGGUUGUGAGUUCAUUGCUGCGAACCCCAACGAGCUCACACUGCAUACAAUGGAAUGUCACCGACAGACGGUUGAAGCUGAAAAUGAUCUUGCCAUUGUGUGUGAGAUCUGUUGCAAUGCGUUUGAAAGCAACCAAGAACUACGCACUCAUCAAAAGUGCGUCUCUGGGAAGGACAUUUUUCUCUGCAAAUGUUGUAUGGUAUGUUUCAAUACGAAGGAAAAGUUAAUGCGCCAUAUGAGCAUUUGUGCCGAGUUAAAUGAAGACGACAGACAAGACGAUAAUGCGUUUGCCGAAGCGGUUGAUUUGAAUAGGUGCGACGAGGUGAAAUCCACAGAACCGCUAGAAUCGGUCGAUGCCAGCAAGAGUCCUUUAAUGCUGGACGAAAAAUUCGUUACGCGCCGAGAGGAGUACGACGAGUAUCAGAUUCUACACACAGAUGCUAAACGGUGCUGCUGUUGUGGAGUAUUUUUCGCGAGCUACGAUGCAGUAAUGGCACACGUCCAGGAAGCAUGCCCUCGCUCGAAUCGUGCCACGGAAGACGCAACCGUCUGUACCGUGUGUGGUGCGCGUUUCAAGUCACAGAAAGCACUUAAAUACCACAAAGGCAUAAAUGACCGCAUCAACAAAAUUUACUACUGCAAGCUGUGCAAUUUAUCGUUCGUGCGAUAUUUUCAUCUUGCGCGGCACUUCCACGCGUCUCUGAAACACUCGACUGUCGGCGAUGGCAUCGUCGGAAAACAGGACGAUCGUGUGAUGGUGGCACUGUUGAAAAAGCUUGGCUCUUCGGUGCAACCAUCGCGACUCGAGCACGUGUGCUGUUUUCUGCGAUGCGAAGCGUCCUUCGAUAGGAGGCAAGAUUUGCUGGAACACGUUGAGCUGAAGCACGCGGCGCGUCGACGGAUUCACGUGAGGGAACGCACCAGUCAGCGGCACGUGUGCGUGAUAUGCCAGCUUGGGUUUGGCUCGGAACAAAAUCUACACCGCCACCUGUACCAACGUUAUUUGAAGAAAACAAGCAUUUGCAGCUUCUGCGGCAAAGGAUUCAAACGGCCGACUUUGCUUCGGCAGCACGAGCAAGUGGAGCACACCGAUACGGCGCCUCAGUUCGAGUGUGCGGUGUGUGGCAAGAAGUUUAAGAAGCAAUCGCUCCUUAAACUGCAUCUGGUGACGCACGAAGCGGAGCGAAAGUUUUCCUGCGAGCAUUGCAGUUCCCAGUUUCAUUUCCGGCACCAACUGAAGAAGCACCAGCAGACAGUUCACGCGACCGAGUUCCCGUACGAGUGCAGCUUCUGCGACAGAAAGAUGCCCAACAAGAAUAGCUACGAUCUGCAUCUGCGAACGCACACGGGAGAGAAACCCUUCGUUUGCCGGCACGGCUGUUGCCGCGCUUUCUCGCACUCAACCGACCGGCGAAGACACGAGAUGGUCGCUCAUACCGACGAGAAACCUCACCGUUGCGCCGUCUGCCAAACCGCUUACGUUCGUCGGAGGCAACUACUGCAGCACUUUCAGCGCUACCCGGAACACAACACUGAAGCGGAAGACAGCUCGCCAACGCAUGACGAGGUGGCAGAGGACUAGAGAUGGCGGCAAACACUACUGGCGAACAUAACGACCGAUUGAUUGUCCAGUAGAAAGACAAAGAUAAUUUUUAAAAACAGCUCAAAUGAAAAAAAAAACCACACCGCAAGUAAAAGUUCCAUUUUUAUUGAAAGCACUCUGCAAACAUGGUUUUGAUUUUCUGUUUACCUUCUGUUUUACGCACACGCAUUUAGUAAGAGCCUAGCCCUCUAAGAAGCAAAACUUAUGUAAUUA
This is a messenger RNA of Anopheles cruzii, 1951 nucleotides long. RefSeq names its product zinc finger protein 84-like. Bases 32 to 1717 code for a protein of 561 amino acids. NCBI's taxonomy places the organism in Eukaryota, Metazoa, Arthropoda, Insecta, Diptera, Culicidae. The transcript has 2 exons. The record is from RefSeq and is a predicted model, not a curated record.